AUGCGCCGCUCCGUAGAUAUAAAUACUGCCUUCUUCAGGCUUACUGCCUUGAAGUUCUCUCUACUCUACCUUAGGACUUAUACGUUCUCUGGUUCGCUCCUCGUCACCGGCGUUAUCGCCGCUCCGACUUGGCUGCUACUCAGCUCCUCUCUUCUAUACUCUCGACCUCCGGGGAUAUACGGCGUAACGGCGGUGUUGUUAAUAACUUCACUACUGUCCCAUUCGUAUUCCGCACUUAGACACUCUGUGACCUCUGGCACGCCUUCUUGGAUUUUGGACUUCUACGGUAAUAAUGCGUACCUUGGUGCAGAGGAUAAACAAGUGUUCAAUAAGUGGAUUAAAAAACCCUUGGGCAAGGCGGUUGUCGGUCUCAAAAUAGACUGCGAAGGCUAUCACAACGAAGGCAUCUACUUACUCCAAGGAGAUUACACAAACAGCAAGAUACCGUUCAAGGAUGCGGUGAGGGAAGGUACUAACGAAAAAGAAAUAGAUGGGUGGUUAGAACAAAUGCGUCCGCUCGUGAAAGAGCAGGUUGUGUUUUGGGCGUUAGGCAAAAAGAGACUGCUCCACGCAGACUUCAAUCCCGGUAACAUCCACAUAGGUGCCAAGACGUCACAAAGCGGUACCAGUCAGGAGGUUCACUUCGAUUAUCCUGUCAAAAAGGCUCGAGUUCUGGACUUUGGAUAUCCUGGAAUUUUCAAAGUGAGCCACAAGGCAACGAAGGAACAAGUCGAGAAGUGGUUCGAGUUACAGUGGGAAUCGCGUACAUCCAAGUCAGUCGAGCCAGGAAUCUGUAGAAUACUAUAG
This is a messenger RNA of Lentinula edodes (shiitake mushroom), 807 nucleotides long. RefSeq lists its product as uncharacterized. Bases 1 to 807 code for a protein of 268 amino acids. The transcript has 7 exons. Lineage: Eukaryota; Fungi; Basidiomycota; Agaricomycetes; Agaricales; Omphalotaceae. The record is from RefSeq and is a predicted model, not a curated record.